This is a messenger RNA of Blastocystis hominis, 2286 nucleotides long. RefSeq lists its product as hypothetical. Gene Ontology annotation, biological process: protein folding; protein peptidyl-prolyl isomerization. The record is from RefSeq and is a predicted model, not a curated record. The transcript is spliced from 9 exons. Bases 1 to 2286 code for a protein of 761 amino acids. NCBI's taxonomy places the organism in Eukaryota, Bigyra, Opalinata, Blastocystidae. Gene Ontology annotation, molecular function: peptidyl-prolyl cis-trans isomerase activity; protein binding.
AUGGCACAGCUCAUUGCUGAGUGCAAGAAGAGGAAUCUCCCUUCGGGUGGCAGCAAGAGUGAGGUGGUAAAACGAUUGACAGUAGCGAUUGAAACAUCCAAGAACCUUAAAAGCAGUGAAAAGGAAGAAGAGAAAAAGCAGGAAAGCGCAAAACCUGAAGAGAGUGAGAGCGAUGAUGAUAUUGGUCCCAUGCCUGUACCGAAAACGAGUCAAAACGACCAAAAGUCAAAUGAAACCUCGGAGAUGAAGGAUGGUAAUGAAGAGGACAGUGACAGCGAUAUCGGUCCCAUGCCUACCAGUGUAAAGCGCGAUAGUCCCACUAAAUCACCUCAAAAUGAGAAGAAUGAUGAUGAUGAUGAUGACAUUGGUCCAGUUCCCACUUCUUCUGAAUCCAAAUCCUCUCCAAAAGAAGCCUCCUCCUCAACCCCUGCAGCUAAAAAGCCUGUCUCGGCCGAUGCGUACUACCUUUCGGACCUUCCCUCCGCGGCGAUGUACGAGAAAUCCUACACGCACCCGUCCAUCGUGCUGCUCUCCUGCGUCACGCCCCACACCAACUUCCUCUACACCGCCAGCCUCAACGGCAGCGUCAAAAUCUGGAAGAAGUUCCCCAUCGGCAUCGAGUUCGUCAAGCAGUUCUUCGCGCACCAGGCGCGCGUCGUGUCGCUGGUGGCCUCGGCGGACGGCCGCUUCGUGGCUUCCGCGGGGGAAGACAAGCGCGUUGUGAUCUACGACACCGUCGCCUUCGACGUCAUCCAGAUCUUCUCGCUCGCCUUCGUCCCCGGCCCGCUCUGCUGGGCGCACGGGAGCUCGCUGAACGCCCCGCUGCUGGCGAUCAGCGACGCGGAGUCGCACGCGAUCGGCGUGUAUUCAAUCGAAAAGCCGGAGCCGCUCUUCACGUUCCGCUACCACAAACAGCCCAUCGUCGGACUUCUCUUCCAUCCCACGCUCCAUUUCCUCGUCUCUCUCGACCGGAGCGGCGUGUUCGCGUAUUGGGAGCCGCAGGACGGAGCGCUUCCGAAGAAUUCGAUCGAAUUCCGGUUCAUGAUCGCCACGGAUCUUUAUGUGUUCCGGAAGAACAAAGUUACCCCCAUGACGCUCUCCGCGUCGCUCUCGGGCAAUCGCAUGGCCGUGUUUGCGCUCGAUUGGAAGGUACGCAUGUACAUCUUCGGCGUGACGACAGGCAAGCUCUUGCAGACCAUCGACGAAUCGGACGCGGCGUACGAAUCCCUUUUCGCGCAGAACGGGCUUCUCGUCGACGCUUUCCACUUCGCAAAACGUCUAAAACUCGAAGCCACCAUCCGCGAAAAAGUCCCGAUUUUUGGAAUUCCUGAAAUCCAGGCGAUUUCGGAAGGCCUGCAGUCGCCAAUCAACUGCGUCUUCGACCGAAGCGAGCGUUUCGCGGUCUACGGGAGUCCGUUCGGCGUGAAAACGGUUAACAUCGCCACGGGCGAAACCGCGGGAAUCCUGGGCGAAGUGGAGAAAACGGAGCGAUUUCUGCACGUGUCUCUGUUCCAGGGCGUUUCGCGCGUGUCGUCGCAGCUGCAAAUCGGGCUUCGCCGCGAGAAGAAAGAGGCGGGAGCGCUGCUUGCCGGGGCGAGCGAUGUCCCCGCGGGGAAGCGAUUCGCGGGGAGCGUGGAGGAAGCGAGCGACCCGUGCGUGUUCGCGACGUCCUUCGAAAAAAGGCGGUUUUUCGUGUUCUCGCGGCGCGAGCCGGAUACGAGCGAAGAACCGCGGGACGUGAUCAACGAGAAGGAAGUGGCGGAGGCGGAUUUGCUGGAGGAGGAGGGCGCGGAGCCGGUGAAUUUCCUGGCGAAGCGGGUCAUUCUGCGGACGACGAUGGGCGAUAUCGAGCUGGAGCUGUGGAAGGACGUGGCGCCGAAGGCCGUGGAGAACUUCUCGAAUCUGUGCCGAAGCGGGUACUACGAUAACGUGGUGUUCCAUCGCGUGAUCAAAAACUUCAUGAUCCAGACCGGAGACCCCACUGGCACCGGAAGAGGAGGAGAGAGCAUGUGGGGAACGCCGUUUGAGGAUGAGUACGCGAAGGGAGUCGAGUUCGAUAAGCCGUUCUUGCUGGCUAUGGCCAACAGCGGACCCAAUUCGAAUGGAUCGCAGUUCUUUAUCACGACGGCGCCAGCGGCGUGGCUGAAUCGAAAGCACACGAUUUUUGGGAAGGUGCUGAAGGGGCAGAGCGUGGUGAAGGACAUCGAGAGAGCACGUGUGAAGAACGACACGACGUACCGUCCGUUCGAUGACAUGAAGAUCGUCAGCACCGAGACGUACAAAUAA